Gorilla gorilla gorilla (western lowland gorilla) is the source of this 2777-nucleotide messenger RNA. It is a transcript of the gene TTC33, whose product is annotated as tetratricopeptide repeat domain 33. Gene Ontology annotation, molecular function: protein binding. The transcript is spliced from 5 exons. Lineage: Eukaryota; Metazoa; Chordata; Mammalia; Primates; Hominidae. The coding region runs from base 331 to 1119 and encodes 262 amino acids. The record is from RefSeq and is a predicted model, not a curated record.
GACGCGAGGCUGCGCGGUACCGCGGGGGCGGCUCCUCUCGGUGCGCUCUUCAGCCCGCGCAGCCUCAUUUUCCCGCGCUCGUGCGCUGCGGUCACUCAGGGCUGCUGCUAGAGGGCGCGCCCAGCCGCGUGGCCCUGACUACUACAAAUCCCAGAAGGUCAUGCAGUGGGGGCGGCCGCGGUGACUUCUGGGAUUUGUGGUCCCGGAGAAGAGAUUGGCGGAGGGGAAAGACUGAGUCGUCUUUCCUUUGCCCGCUUCUGUGGACUGUUCGAACGCCCAGGGGUGGGCCAGACCCGUUUCUUAGGAAACCAGGAAUCCAGGGAAGGCAGAAUGGCUUCCUUUGGGUGGAAGAGGAAAAUUGGUGAGAAGGUCUCAAAGGUCACUUCCCAGCAGUUUGAAGCUGAAGCUGCUGAUGAGAAGGAUGUAGUUGACAACGAUGAAGGGAACUGGCUUCAUGCCAUUAAACGUAGGAAAGAAAUUCUUCUUGAAGGCUGUGCUGAGAAAAGUAAACAGCUGAAGGAUGAAGGAGCCAGUCUGGCUGAAAAUAAAAGAUAUCGGGAGGCAAUUCAGAAGUGGGAUGAAGCACUACAGUUAACUCCAAAUGAUGCUACCCUAUACGAGAUGAAAUCACAGGUGCUAAUGUCUCUUCAUGAAAUGUUCCCAGCAGUACAUGCAGCAGAAAUGGCCGUCCAGCGAAAUCCACAUUCAUGGGAGUCUUGGCAGACUUUGGGACGUGCUCAACUUGGUUUAGGAGAGAUAAUCCUGGCAAUUCGAAGUUUUCAAGUAGCCCUUCACAUCUAUCCAAUGAACCCUGAAAUAUGGAAAGAAGACCUCUCUUGGGCAAGAACGCUCCAGGAGCAGCAGAAGGUAGCACAGAGGAUUAAAAAAAGUGAAGCACCAGCUGAAGUAACACACUUUUCACCAAAGUCAAUUCCAGACUAUGACUUUGAAAGUGAUGAGAUUGUUGCUGUUUGUGCAGCUAUUGCUGAGAAAGAGAAGACAGUUUCAGCAAAUAAAACAAUGGUUAUUGUGUCUGCUUCUGGGGCCGUAGAGACUGUAACUGAAAAGGAGGAUGGUGCUACACCACCAGAUGGCUCUGUUUUUAUCAAAGCCCGAUGAAGCAGUAUGCAUAGGAUUAUUUGAAUCUGUCUUUUUGAUUGCCUCUUGAAGUUUUGACUUAGAGACAUUUACUCUGGAGAUAGAUAGGAGAACUCCUGGUUGUAAAAUAUGUUUUUCAGAUGAGGCAUAUAAAAACUAAAAUGGCAGGAUUAUUGUAUAGUGUUUGGAAUAUGCUUUGAUAAGUUAUGAUUUAUAUUUCUCAAGGUUAAAAUUCUGAGUAAAAUGGUCUUUGAUUAAUAAACUUAGUUUAAUCUGAAUAUGUAAAUGAAUACAUUUUAAAGACAAAACUUGAAAAGUGUAUUCUUGAAUAGUGGAAUAGUGAAUAAUUUGAUCAAUGUUACUGAAAUGCUGUCUCAACUUUCGUUUUAUGAUAAAGGAAGUGUGUGAUUUCCCUCCCUCUGAGAAAUAUACUGCGCUUAAUCUUUGCUGUCUUUUUCUUGCUUCAUUAGUCUGUCAGAAAGCUUGAAUAUUUUUGACAUUCAUUUUGAUUCAAAGUUGUCGUUUGGUUAUAUGUGGAAUCUUUGAAAGUUUGGCUGAAAAUGCUCGCAAAUGUGUACAUUCUGAACAUUUUCUGAAGUUUCUCUUAAUUCUGAUUUGUGUUUCUGUUUUGACUUUGAAGUUGUAACAAUUAUAGUUGUCUCCUUCAGUAUUUGGUAAAAGUGUAAAGUAUUGAUAAAUAUGAGAAUGAUGGUUUUAUUUUUUAAUUGUUACAGUAAGUAAUCCUUACCACAAAUGAGUCAUUUUUAAAAUAUGCAUUUUUAAAUGAAUGGCUUUUACAGAUAGGUUAAUGACAAUUGUACUGCUAUAUUAUCCCAGUCAAAACCAAUACUUUCUUUUCUUUAUUUUACAAAGCUUUAAAAACCCUGGAAACAACUUACUUCUUGCUUGAUGACUGGGAAUUACUUUUCUAGAUAACUUUUUUUGAAACUACUCAGUGAAAUGAAAAAUAAUUACAAUUUUAAAUAGCUAAUUAUAUCUUUCUAAAAAUAAAAAAGUAGGGCUGUUAAUAGAGUGCCAAUUAAUAAAUAACUUAAGCACAAAAUACAUAGAAAUUGGAAUGUGAUUUAUAGUACAAUCUCAUGAGUAUGAAAAGGCUAUAUUAAAAAAAUAUUUUAUUGAAAGUCCACAGUCAUAUUCACAAACCAAUACUGUCAUUGCUAAUCUGAACUAUUAUUUUUAUACUAUAUAUUGUAGUAUAAUAAUAUAGAACUGUUGGGUUCUGUUACUUCUGACACUCAGGAAGAUACUAUUGGUGUAUUAAUUUUAUCUUUGUUAGAGAUGAAAGUAGCCCACUUUAUGUUAAAGAUCUUACUACUGUUGGAGCUUAUAAGUAAUGAUCUACAUUUUUUAUGAAGAUGGUUUUUAAAACUUUCGUUUUAUUGGAAUGCAUAUCUCUUUUCAGGGUUGGAGAAAUUAGCACUUGCCUUGAAAAGAAUAUUCUUUCCUUAAGUUAUAUCAUCAGAAAAUUAGCUCUGGUUAGAGAGGUUAGUUUCAGAGUGCUCCAAAAAUAUGUUAAUUAUUUUAUUUUGUUUAAUAAAGAACAUUCUCAAAACGUAAAUAGGUAUCUACAGAAGUGAGUACUCAACAUUUGGUAUAUUGUUUUGAGUAAUGGAUGUUUGUUUAUUGUGUAAUUUGUGAAUAAAUAGUUUUUUUCUGCA